CCGUCUCGCGCGAUGCAAAAGUAGAGGUCCCCGCCGCUGUCCAUUGAUUCGACCCGGCAAGCCUUGCCGUCCUAAUGAUUCUGCCCCGUUAUCUUCAACAAGGACGGUUCAGCGACAGCAGCAGCAGCCGAGCCUUAAUGCAGGAUGCUAUCAGAGAAGGCCAAGGUCGCCGCGCGUGGCGGUGAUUGAUCUGAGAGCGUUAUUCUUCGUCUCGACGGCUUUCCGGAGUCGCUCUCCGCGCGCUGACGGGACUCCCAGACACUGGGCAAGUGUCGCCUUCGUGAAUCGGACGUCGCGCCGUUCCAGACCUCUUCUGCGCACUUGGACUGCUGCAUUGCGUAACCCUGUGUCCAGCGCCACAAAUGGAGAUGCCGGGGACACCGCUGCAGGCCACCAUAGAAGACGGCGUCGUGUUCUCGCCGUACCCCCAGGUGGAGCUUCAUGAGGACCAGUCUUUCUACCAGUACUUCGCCAAGCAGCUCGAAGAAUUCGGCGAUAAGCCCACAUUGGAAGCCGACGGAGUCUGGCUGAGCGCGGUCGAGGUGCUCAGCCUGCUGCGUCGCUACGCGGCGGGGCUGCAGCGCCACGGCGUCCGGCCCGGAGACCGCGUCUGCGUCAACCUGUCCAACUCGGUGCAGGCCUUCGUCAUCUCGUACGCCGUCUGCUCCGCAGGUGCAGCGGUUGUCCUGGCCAAGCCAGUGCUCACCGAAAGGGAGCUCCUGUACCAGAUUGACGACAGCGGGUCCACUUUCGUCAUCACGGAGUUCGCCAACGCCGAAAAGGUCCUCCGCAUCCACGAAAAGAAGACUUUCAAGGCCAUGUUUUCUCUGGACGACAUCCCCGGCUUCCAGUCAAUGAGCAGUUUCCAGAGCCUCGAGGAGUCGGACUUCGAAGAACCGGCCAUCCAAGAGCCCCGGUCCCACACGCUCUUCUACACGUACACGUCGGGAACGACGGGUCUGCCCAAGGGUGUCGAGAUCAGCCACUACGCCUUCAUAGCCGCCCUCAAGCUCAACUGCCGCUGCGAGGUGUUUACGGCGAAGGACACGGUACUUGCCUGGAACCCCAUCUCCCACGUGUCUGGACUUUUGUUCGCCGCUACCGCCCUGGUCAGCGGAGCCAAGGGCAUCGUGUCCCACGGAGGAAUUCCCGCCGACCAGUUUGUCAAUACCAUCAACGAAUAUCAAAUCACAGCGCUGUGCGCGUUCCCGACCGCCUUCCAAAAAUUCGUCAUGAAGCUUGAGGGUAUGGACGUCCGGAUGCCGUCCUUCAAGCGGCUGGUCAUGUGCGGCGGCCGGACGACCGAGGCGCUCUUCGAGCGCAUCUCCAGGGUGUUCCAGCUGGAGAGCAUGCGCAACGGCUACGGCCUGUCCGAGGCCUCCGGCUUUACCUGCAUCACGCCGCCCGACGCCAUGCAAUACCACAGCAUCGGUCACCCGUUGUCCAACAUGCAGUUCAAGGUUCUUGACAGAACCACCGGAGAAAAGCUCGGUCCUGGAAAGUGGGGAGAGCUCGUAUUUCGGGGCCCUCCGGUCAUGACUUGCUACCACAACAAGCCACAAGCGACUGCCGAAGUUCUCAGUAGUGACGGCUGGGUUUCCAGUGGCGACCUGGGCUACUACGACGAGAGUGGGCAGUUCUACAUCGUGGAGCGCCUAAAGGACAUGAUCAAGUGCAUGGACCAGCAGGUGGCGCCGGCCGAGGUCGAGAACCUGCUCAUGGGCCACGAGGCCGUGGCCGAGGCAGCCGUGGUCGGCAUCCCGCACCAGGACUUUGGGGAGGCGCCUACGGCCUUCGUCGUCCUCAAGGACGGACGUCGGGACAGCGUCAGCGAGGACACGCUCAAGGACAUCGUAGCCAGUCAAUCUGCGACUUACAAGCACCUGCAUGGAGGCGUAUUCUUCGUUGAUGCCAUUCCAAAAACGGACACUGGAAAGUUUCUUCGAAGAAAACUUCGAGACCAGCAUGUCAAGCAACAGCUGUAGUAGAGAGCCACAGAACAUGUCGUGUCAGAUACAGUGGGAGCUGCAUGGACUGAAGUGCGGGCCUCUAGCAGAUUUAAGGCAAAAAGGACGAUGCGCACGAACCACCAUAUCUGCAAAGUAGUCAUUUAUGCGGACAAAAUUACAAUCCUGGAUCACUUGUCCCGGUUAGAGACAAUCAUUGGCACGUACCGUCUGACAGCACGUAUUGUGUUGCGAAUUCUGUACAGAGUUCGAAAUGCAUAAAUCCUGUUUUUAUUGUGUUUUAAGAGAUGUGCGUUAAGCCUUUCCAUGAAAAACUAGAUUAUGCCACGGCUUUUCUCAACUUUUUUGUUCGUAUACAUAUUAAAGAGAACGAGAGUUUAUUGCUGACAAUCUGAAAUACUCAAAACAAAUCAGUUUGUAUAGAUUAACAUUCAUAAUUUGACAAUUUUCACGUGCGGCAGGAAAAUAUUUUAUUUAUUUAGAUCGUUCUCCGGUGAACAAAGGCACAUGGGAUGUUUAUAACACUCGAAAUCUCUAUACUCCGCGACAACUUUUCUUGGCAAUCCAGUGGAAGGUACAGGCCCGCGUCCCCUCUCCCAUUUUGAGUGUACGCAGUCUCUCCUCCUCCCCCUUUUCCGGGGAGAGGAGGAGAGCCCGCGCACACUCAAAAUGGGAGAGGGGUCGCGAGCCUGUACCUUCCACUGCAUUGCCAAGAAAAGUUGUCGCGGAGUAUAGGGCCGUAAAGGACGAAUCCGGAUCAUUCUACAUAUUUGAAAAACAAUGCAGUCCUUUUAGUGUGGCCUAUAAAGACCACACGCCAAUUAUGUCGUUCUAAUAUAGCCUAAAAAUUUAUGAAACUGGCAAAGUAUGAGGUGAGUGAAAUUACAACACUCAGCUAAUUCUAGCAGGCGAGGCGCGGCGUAGUAACAGCGCAGUCAAUGGGCGCGUUGAGUAGUAGCUCCGGGAGUGCUUCUACUCUACUCCGUUCAUCCCUAAGCUGAGAGAGUGGGGGAAGCUACGUCAUCUCUUUAGCCACGUGACCCGCCCGGAAUCGGGCGCAGAGAGUCUGCUCAGGCUAUUUUCGACAAAUGUUUUGGAGCGUAUUUCGUUUGUUUUUGUUAUGCUAAUAAACCACGUAAACGUUCAUUUGAA
Molecule: messenger RNA, 3119 nt
Organism: Ixodes scapularis (black-legged tick)
Lineage: Eukaryota; Metazoa; Arthropoda; Arachnida; Ixodida; Ixodidae
Product: luciferin 4-monooxygenase
Exons: 10
Coding region: 363-1985 (540 amino acids)
Molecular function (GO): CoA-ligase activity
Source: RefSeq, a predicted model, not a curated record